AUGCCGAAACCACUCGCAGCAGAGGUCUACUACACGAAGCACCGCGGCUGGUGCUGGCCCAGCGAUGCGACCGGCUAUCUCUUCAAAGAGACCAUCAUCGUCAAGAGAGGCAAGGAAAAGGUCGUCGUCUCCGCACAUGGGGAAAAGAAGGGCCCCAAGCACCUCUUCCCCGGCACCCAGAUCCUCUCCCACGUUGACCGUCCCUUCAAAACCGUCGGCGGCACCAUGGGACGGCACCGACUCACUACCGCCCAGAGCUUCCUCGACGGCAGCCGCUUCCACGACCAGGCAUUCAUCCUGAGCACAUGGCUCUCGAGAGCGCUCGACGGGUUCUUCCGCACCAUCUUCGCGGACCUGCCUAAGGACGUUCAGGGCCAUGCGACGGAAGUCAUUGGCGCCAUACAAGCUCUGCAGCACGUCCCGGCGAAGCACCACCUGCGCAUCACCCCCGAGUUCCCGUGGCACGUCGAAAGCGUGCUCACGCACACCGGCCUCCCCGCCUUCGAAGACUACGCACAGGACCUCCUGAAACGCAACCUGCACCGCCUCGCCCGGAUCUCGCCGCUCGAGGACGGUGAGUGUGUCGUCUGCAUGGCGCCGUUCCAGCGCAUGGACCCAGAGAGGGUCGCGCUGGUGGGCGACGACAGCGUUGUCGAGGAGGGCGAGGUCGACGAAGAGGGCGUGGAGGCGCCGCCCGCUGUCUACCCGGAGACUGAUCCUGACCUCGCGCAUGUGGCUGUCUGCUUGCCUUGUGGGCAUGCGCUGUGCAGGCUCUGCUUCGUGCUGCACAUGUGGAGGGAGCAGAAGGGAGGGGUGCUGGAGUGCGAGGGUGAACGCUCUCUUGCUCGCCUCGGCCGUCGCCUCGUUCGCCGCGAGCGCCAGACAGCUCCCAGUCACUCUCAAGCGCCCUUCACCGGCAGACCUGCUAUUCCUCAGCCCGAAGACGACGUGACUCUUAUUCGCGAUGUCACUGGUCUCAUCGUAAUUUUUGACGCGCCCUACUUCCUCCAUCUUCCUGAGGAGCGCCUGCAUACCGCUGUCCUCUGCAGAUGGUUCGCCGCUGGCCUCGUCCAUGCCAUGCUUCUCGAAAAGGCCGGUCCCUACGACCAUGUCUUGCUGUCACCAUUCCUCAUCUACGCGUUCAGGCGAAUACUUCCAGCCAUCAGCAGUGAUGUUCUCAACGGUGCCGCCUACACGUAUUACAUGUUGGAGUUGGACCAAUUCACCGAGUGCCCAACAAGACUUCAGGAGGAGGGCUCGCGCUCGUGCCCCAUUUGCGCAGGUACGUUCAACAGCCGCAUCCAUAUGGCUGUUCGCAUGAGGUGUUGCAACACUCUCGUCUGCACCAAGUGCACGGCCAUGGCCCACCAGCUGCGCAAGGUGCCGUAG
Messenger RNA from Aplosporella prunicola CBS 121167, 1389 nucleotides. RefSeq lists its product as uncharacterized. Bases 1 to 1389 code for a protein of 462 amino acids. Lineage: Eukaryota; Fungi; Ascomycota; Dothideomycetes; Botryosphaeriales; Aplosporellaceae. The transcript has 6 exons. The record is from RefSeq and is a predicted model, not a curated record.